AUGCGCAAAUUGUAUUUGCUGCUUGUAAGUUUGUGUUUAUCACUAUCAAAAAUUGAUUCUGCCAAAAUUGUAGCCCUGGUUCCAUUUCCAUGCAAGAGUCAUGCAAUCUUGGGCAGCGCAUUGCUGCGAGAAUUGGCACGUCGCGGACACGAAGUGACCAUGAUAAGUUCGUUUCCUACAAAGGACAAUAUGAAAAACUACCGAGACAUCUAUGUCGAUCCAACCGCUGCCCUGGACGCUCACACGGAGACGAUCAUCAAGGCACCCCGAUUCCCGCUGCUCAAAGCAGUUGCUGCGCUUGAGUGCACCACCCGAGUAAGCGACGCUUUCCUAUCCGAUCCAAGCGUUAAACAGUUUCUCGCUGACGGCGAACGAUUUGAUUUGGUCGUGAGCCUCGGCAAAGAAUCCCUUCUCGGCGUCGGGCAUGCGUUGAACGCGUCGACGAUUAGAUUCAAUAUGCUUGGAAUGCAUUCGAUUUACGCUGCGUUUACCAUGAAUCCAUUGCCCUCAGCGUACGUGCCACACUUCCUGUUGCCGUACAGCGACGACAUGAGCUUCUUCCAGCGCACGCUGAACACAAUCAUGAAUUUGUUCUUUGACGUUUACAUAAAAUACGUGUGGAUUCACACCGAAAAUGCCGUCGUGCAGAAACAUUUUCCAGGCGCACCGCACUUGACCGAACUGCAACGUGACGUCGAUGUGACGUUCGUCAAUUCUCACAUGGCGAUGGAGAAUGUCCGCCCUCACAUGCCGAAUGUAAUUCAAAUAGGCGGGUUUCAUCUGAAGGAAAAAGAAAUUUUACCGAAAGACAUAAAAACUUUCUUAGACAACGCCACUCAAGGUGUUAUUCUGUUCAGCAUGGGCUCUAGCAUUCGAGCGGAAGUGUUGCAAGACAAAUUAAACGAGGCGUUAAAGUGCUUUGCCACGUUGCCGUACCAAAUCCUAUGGAAGCACGACGAAGACGUGCCAGGACAACCGGACAAUGUAAAAACGAUAAAAUGGCUGCCGCAGAAAGCCGUCCUGAGCCAUCCAAAUCUCAAGCUUUUUAUUACGCACGCCGGCCUGGGCAGCGUGCUGGAGUCGCUUUAUUAUGCCGUACCGAUGAUCGCGCUGCCCAUCUAUCUAGAUCAACACAAGAACGCGGCCCAGAGCGUCCGCAACGGGGUCGCAAUUCAAUUGGAUGUGCAGACGCUGACCGCGGAUAGAUUGCUAUGGGCAAUUAGGGAGAUGACCGCAAAUCCGGCGUACGCCAACGAGAUCGCUGUUAGAUCAGCAGCAUUCCGUCAUCAGGAAGUCGAUCCAAUGCAGCGCGCCGUCUAUUGGGUCGAACAAGUUAUCAAGCAUAAAAACGCCAAUUACCUCAAGUGCAUCGCCAAGGACAUGCCCAUGUUCCAGUACUAUUUGCUCGACGUAUUCGGCUUCAUAUUUUUAUUUAUUGCUGUUUUUAUAGCUGCAUUUAGUGUCAUCGCUAAAAAGUUAUGGCGCUGUUCGAGGGGAAUCAUAAAAAGAAAAGUUAAACAAACAUAAAAAUAUUAAAUUUAUAACUUAUAAAAAAUUAUCUUUAUUGAUUUAAAAAGUUAUUACGCAUAUGCUCUUUGAGUAAAUAUUUUAUUUUUAAAGUUAAUAAAAGCCAUACGAAAAUCA
Dalotia coriaria is the source of this 1644-nucleotide messenger RNA. Its product is annotated as UDP-glucosyltransferase 2-like. The record is from RefSeq and is a predicted model, not a curated record. Bases 1 to 1527 code for a protein of 508 amino acids. NCBI's taxonomy places the organism in Eukaryota, Metazoa, Arthropoda, Insecta, Coleoptera, Staphylinidae. Gene Ontology annotation, molecular function: UDP-glycosyltransferase activity. The transcript has a single exon.